Messenger RNA from Ilyonectria robusta, 1428 nucleotides. RefSeq lists its product as uncharacterized. The transcript has a single exon. The coding region runs from base 1 to 1428 and encodes 475 amino acids. The record is from RefSeq and is a predicted model, not a curated record. NCBI's taxonomy places the organism in Eukaryota, Fungi, Ascomycota, Sordariomycetes, Hypocreales, Nectriaceae.
AUGGCCCUCCCACUCUCAGCCACACUCUCCAGUCUCCCCCCCGUCAUCACAGACGAACCGCAGGCAAAGGUACGAGCCAUCCUGCAAGACCCUGCUGCCCGAGCUCCAGUCCUUGUAAUUUUAGACGAUGACCCUACCGGCACGCAAACAUGCAACAACAUCCCAGUUCUGCUGAUCUGGGACACGAAAACACUGUCAACUGAACUUCAACAAACACCUACGGGCGGGGGCUUUUUCAUCCUCACCAACUCGCGAGCCCUGCAUCCGGAACCGGCGGAAGCACUCAUCACUGAGAUCUGCACCAACCUCCAAGCCGCCUCGGCCGCUACUGGCAUUGCCUUUGAGAUUGUGCUCCGUAGCGAUUCUACUCUUCGGGGCCACUUUCCGCUAGAGGUCGACGUCGCAGAAAGAGUCCUUGGGGCUGCAGAUGCGUGUCUUCUAUGUCCCUUUUUCUUCCAAGGAGGUCGAUACACGAUUGACGACGUGCACUACGUGGUCGAAGGCGAUGUUCUAACACCAGCUGCGGACACACCCUUCGCCAAGGACGGAACGUUUGGGUACGCCAAUUCAAAUCUCCGAGCCUACGUGGAAGAGAAGAGCAUGGGCCGCAUCCCGGCUGAUACUGUGGCCUCGCUGAGUCUCGACGUUAUUCGCAACAGAGAUCCAGACGUGUUAUUUGAACAGCUACUUCAGGUACCAAAAGGAUCUGUCGUGGUCGUAAACGCCACCACAGAUCAAGAUGUCGACGCCGUUGUGUUGGCCGUGUUGAGGGCAGCCAGCCAAGGGAAGCGGUACAUCUACCGAACAGGAGCCGCAUUUGUAUCCGCGCGGCUGGCGAUUGCUCAGAUCGCGCCCAUCUCGUCUUCCCAGCUCUCCUUCUCUCCACACGUGGGCGGCUUGAUCAUCGCUGGGUCCUACGUCCCAAAGACGACGGCGCAGCUCAACAAAUUAAUAGCUUCAAGUGGUGACCGUCUGACGGUGGUAGAGCUUCAGGUGGAGCAAUUGCUCAAGUCCCCCGAAGACGCCUCAAAAGCCGUUGCCGAUGCAAUCGCAAUCGCCGAGCGCGAAAUUACCAGAGGACAGGAUACGCUUGUAAUGACAAGCCGCAAGUUGAUCAAAGAUGCAGACAAGGCCAAGAGUUUGACGAUUGGAUCUAUUGUGGCAAACGCUCUCGUUCAGUUCCUGGUUGAGCUCAAGACGAAGCCACGAUACAUCAUUGCCAAAGGAGGCAUCACAUCCUCAGAUAUGGCCACCAAGGGACUUAGAAUGCAAAGAGCUCUUAUUCUGGGACAGGCAGCGUCGGGGGUGCCGCUCUGGAGGUGCGACGAAGCAUCAUCGAAGUGGCCUAGUUUGCCGUAUGUCGUAUUUCCUGGAAAUGUUGGGACUGAUGAAGCGCUGUUUCAACUUGUAGAUAGCUGGAGCAAGUAG